This is a messenger RNA of Phytophthora nicotianae INRA-310, 1557 nucleotides long. RefSeq lists its product as hypothetical. Gene Ontology annotation, molecular function: serine-type carboxypeptidase activity. Gene Ontology annotation, biological process: proteolysis. Lineage: Eukaryota; Oomycota; Peronosporomycetes; Peronosporales; Peronosporaceae. The coding region runs from base 1 to 1557 and encodes 518 amino acids. The transcript has a single exon. The record is from RefSeq and is a predicted model, not a curated record.
AUGUCUUAUCCAAUCAAAAACAUACUCAGAUCUGAUUCCGAAUGUGAAUCAUCUUCACUUUUCGGAUCUCCCAAGAUGAGGCGAACGUCGGAGUUGACCCCGCUUGUGACGGAGGGCGCUCGCUCCUCAAGUCCAGCGCUCAGGUCUCAUUCGCCUGCCACACGCAUCUCUCUGCUCGUGGUCACUGGCGUGGCGCUGCUGCUCACGCUCACGUUCGUGGUGCGCCAAGAUUCGUCAUUAUCAAGUUUGAAGAACCUCAAAGGCAUAACGCGUAACAAUUUUGAGGGACCUCAAGACGAGUUCUUUUGCGGGAUUACGAAUCACGAGACGGGCUACAUUAAGCUGCCGAACAAGGAUGACGACCACUAUUUCUACUGGUUCGUCGAGUCGCGCAGUGACCCACAGUCAGACCCGUUAGUUCUCUGGUUAACUGGAGGACCUGGUUGCUCCAGUAUGAUGGCACUGUUAGCAGAGAAUGGCCCUUGCCAAGUACAACCAGAUCUGUCUACCAAGACCAAUCCGUACUCAUGGAACGGACACGCAAAUGUUAUUUGGCUAGACCAACCAACCGGAGUCGGAUACUCUUACGGCCCCACAGUGGACUAUGACUCCGGAGAGCUCAACGUGGCUGAGAACAUCUACUGGUUCUUGCAAGAGUUCCUUAAAAAGCACCCAGACUUGGCUGAUCGGGAAUUCUUCGUGACUGGGGAGAGCUAUGGGGGACACUAUGUCCCUGCAGCCGCUAGUCAUAUUCUAAAAGCCAAUAUGCUCCGACACUUGAAACCUGACGCUGUGCACAUUACUCUGGCCGGUAUUGCGGUCGGAAAUGGACUGACCGAUCCAGCGGUGCAGUAUCAGCAUAGUGUGGACAUGGCGUUCAACUCGUACAAUGUGUCGCUGCUGGACGAACAAGCCAUUGAAGUGAUGCGUAAGGCGCAGCCUGUAUGCCAUGAGCUAAUCGUGCAGUGCCAAAAAGAACGUUCUAAAUGCGUUGACGCCUUGGAGUUCUGCUUUGGAGCGCUAGAAGGACCGUACUACCAGUCCGGACGCAACCCGUACGAUAUCCGCGAGCCGUGCACUGAAGAGAACGUCAUGAAGUGUUUCCACUUUGAGCAUAUUGAUGAGUACUUGAACACGCCUAGUGUACUGGACAAGCUUGGAGUUGACGUGCACAAGUCGAAACCAUGGCGAGAAUGUGAUGCAAUAGUCGGUGCGGGUUUCGCAUUCGAUGAAAUGCUGUCCUCUGCUGAGGAUGUUAAACUCUUACUAGAUGCCGGUGUAAGAGUGCUGAUUUACGCUGGCGACGCUGAUCUCAUGUGCAAUUGGGUGGGCAACCAAGCGUGGGUAAUGGCACUGGAUUGGAGCGGCAAAGCGGAGUUUAACUAUGCACCCAACCGUCCGUUUAUUACGUCCGAAGCCCAGGAUGCUGGUCGUGUUCGGUCGUUUGAGAACUUGGCGUUUAUUCGUGUGUUCAACUCUGGUCACAUGGUCCCCAUGGACCAACCAUCGGUUUCUUUCGAGAUGAUUAACAAGUUCUUCCAGAACGAGGAUUUCUGA